GCAAGUUUCGUGUGCGUGUAGUUUUAAUAGCAGAAUUUAGCUUAUCGUUGUAUUUAUAAAUAUUUAUUGUGAAUAAAAUGACUUUAAAACUUGAAUGUUCUAAGAGCAGUCCGCCAAUAUCCGUAUUGGCAGUUAUAGAUUUAAUUAAAGGAACCCAUCCGGUGGAAAUUGAUUGGGGAAAGAAUUAUAAAUUGACAAUUAAUAACGCAAUUUUAGAUAUUCAUACUGACAACGAUGCUUGCAGAGCCCUAGCCACCGCGGCUCCACAAUACGAACUGUACGGCCGAACAGCUGUUGAGUAUGCACAAACAGAUCAUUUUUUGACAUUUGCUUUAACGUUGAAGGAUGAUUUAACUAACAACUUGCAAUAUUUAGACAAGACGUUGACAUCUGUUACUUAUCUUGUAGCUAACAAACUCACAAUAGCUGAUUUGGUUGUUUUUUCCUGCUUGCGCGAUGAGUGGCAGUCAGUAUCUAAAAAGCCUGUACCCGAUAAUAUUACCAGAUGGUUCAAUUUAAUAAAAGCUCAAGACUGUGUGAAAUAUGCUAUGUCAUUUGUGAGCAAUGAGGUUGAUUCAAAAGCUUCAAAAAAUACUAAAAAUCAAAGUAAUGAUACAGUUCAACAAGAAGGUAAGUUUGUGGAUUUACCUGGUGCCGAAAUGGGUAAAGUCGUGGUUCGAUUUCCCCCAGAAGCUUCAGGCUAUCUCCACAUCGGUCAUGCAAAAGCAGCCUUGCUCAAUCAAUAUUAUCAACAAGCUUUCCAAGGAAAAUUAAUAAUGAGAUUUGAUGAUACCAAUCCCGCCAAAGAAAACGUUCACUUUGAGAAAGUUAUUUUAGAGGAUUUGGAAAUGUUACAAAUUAAACCAGAUUUGUUCACGCACACCUCGCAAUAUUUUGAUUUGAUGCUACAAUACUGUGAACAACUUAUUAAAUCUGAAAAGGCUUAUGUAGAUGAUACAGAACCAGAAAAAAUGAAGGCUGAACGAGAAGAAAAAGUUGAAUCUGCAAAUAGAAAUAAUAGUAUAGAUAAAAAUAUGAAGAUGUGGUCUGAAAUGAUUAAUGGUACUGAAUAUGGCCAAAAAUGUUGUGUGCGUGCUAAAAUAGAUAUGUCUUCUGCAAAUGGCUGUCUCAGAGAUCCAACAAUAUACAGGUGCAAAAAUGAACCUCAUCCGCGCACAGGAACAAAGUACAAAGUUUAUCCAACAUAUGAUUUUGCAUGCCCAAUAGUAGAUGCUAUUGAAGGCGUGACACACACAUUGAGAACCAUGGAAUAUCAUGAUAGAGAUGAGCAAUUUUAUUGGUUUAUAGAGGCUUUGGGUUUGAGAAGGCCCCACAUUUGGGAAUACUCAAGAUUGAGCAUGACUAAUACAGUUUUAUCCAAACGUAAACUUACAUGGUUUGUAGAGCAGGGUUUAGUUGAUGGCUGGGAUGAUGCCAGAUUUCCUACUGUCCGAGGUGUUCUUCGCAGAGGAAUGACUGUUGAGGGCUUAAAACAGUUCAUUAUUUCUCAAGGUUCUAGUCGAAAUGUUGUCUUUAUGGAAUGGGAUAAAAUAUGGGCUGUUAAUAAAAAAGUUAUAGAUCCUAUAGCACCACGAUACACUGCUUUGGAAAUGGAUACAGUUCCUGUUAAUGUAAAAAAUAUUACAAGCGAUGUAUCUCAAACUGUGAAUGUCCAUCCAAAAGACCCAGCAAUCGGUACUAAAAUUGUAUGGACGGGUUCAAAGAUUUUAAUAGACCGUGUAGAUGCUGAACUACUUAAAGAAGGUGAGAAUGCCACAUUUAUAAACUGGGGUAAUCUUUUAGUUGAUAAAAUUAAUAAAGACAGCAAUGGAAAAAUUUUAUCUAUUGAUGUAACACCUAAUCUUGAUAAUAAAGAUUUUAAGAAAACUUUGAAGUUAACUUGGUUGUGUGACACAGUAAAUGCCCCAUUCACAAAAACAUGCUGUGUUUACUUUGAGCAUAUAAUAAGCAAACCUUUGCUUGGAAAAGAUGAAGACUUCAAGCAAUACAUUAAUCAAAAUACCCGAAAAGAAGUUGAAAUGAUAGGAGACCCAGAAUUAAGAAAUCUCAAGGCUGGUGAUAUAAUACAAUUACAAAGAAGAGGUUUCUUUAGAGUAGAUGUACCUUAUGCGCCUGCAAAUGAAUUUACUUGCAAGGAGCAAGCAAUUGUAUUGUUUUAUAUUCCUGAUGGCCAUAGCAAGGAACCUGUUGCUGCAGUGGUAAAGCCAGCAAAAUCUAAAGCCCCAAAGAAAUCAAAAGAACCUGCAGCAGAGAAAUCCCAAACAGUGGCUGGUGCAGAGCCAAGUUCUGCUAUAAAUUUUGAAGCUUCCAUAGACCCUCCGAGUAUUAAUGACUUAUCUGUUGUUAAAGCUCCUAAACAAGCUAAGAGCCAGAAUAAGCCUGAAAAAUCAGCAGCAAAGACCAACAAGAAAGAUAAUAAAUCAGAGCCAAAAGAAUCAAACAAAAAGACAAAUGAAAAGCAAUCAAAUGUGAAAAAACAAACACGUUUAGGCCUAGAGGCUCAAAAAGAAACUGAUUUACCAGGAUGGUAUUCACAAAUUAUAACUAAAGGUGAAAUGAUUGAAUAUUAUGAUGUCUCUGGUUGUUAUAUUCUACGACCAUGGUCUUAUGCAAUUUGGGAUAUGAUCAAAGAUUUUCUAGAUGGAGAAAUAAAAAAGCUAGGAGUAAAAAAUUGUUAUUUUCCAAUAUUUGUCUCUAAAAGUGUACUAGAAAAAGAGAAGGAGCAUGUGGCUGAUUUUGCACCCGAAGUGGCUUGGGUAACUAAAUCUGGAGAUUCAGAUUUGGCAGAGCCUGUAGCCAUUCGACCAACUUCAGAAACUGUUAUGUAUCCAGCUUUUGCAAAAUGGAUUCAGUCUUACAGGGAUUUACCAGUAAAAUUGAAUCAGUGGAACAAUAUCGUACGAUGGGAAUUUAAACAUCCACAGCCCUUCUUGAGAACCAGAGAAUUUCUGUGGCAGGAAGGUCACACAGCCUAUGCAUCAAAAGAUGAUGCAGAUAAAGAAGUAUUACAAAUUCUGGAUAUUUAUGCUCGUGUUUAUUCUGAACUUUUAGCAAUACCAGUAGUUAAAGGUCGUAAAACGGAAAAGGAAAAAUUUGCAGGUGGAGACUAUACAACUACUGUGGAAGCAUUUAUAAGUGCAAGUGGGAGGGCUAUUCAAGGUGCUACAAGCCACCACUUGGGUCAAAACUUUUCUAAAAUGUUUGAUAUUGUAUAUGAGGAUCCUGAGACACAAGAAAAGAAAUACGUUUUUCAAAAUUCAUGGGGUUUAACAACAAGAACAAUUGGUGUCAUGAUAAUGGUUCAUGCAGAUAAUCAAGGCCUGGUUCUUCCACCUCAUGUAGCAAGUUUGCAGGCAAUAAUAGUUCCUUGUGGAAUUACAGCUAGUACAAGUGAAGAGGAUAAAGAUAAUUUAUUGAAAAGUUGUAGUUGCUUGGAACAAAAUUUGAAUGAUGCUAAAGUUAGAGCUGAAGGUGAUUACAGAAUGAAUUAUAGCCCUGGCUGGAAAUUCAACCAUUGGGAACUUAAAGGUGUUCCGCUUAGGGUUGAGCUUGGUCCAAAAGAUAUCAAGAAUGAACAAGUGGUUGUGGUUAGAAGAGACACUGGAGAAAAAAUUACAUUUUCUCAGAAGGAAGCUAUUAAAAAUAUAAAAGAAUUGUUAGAAGUUAUUCACAACAGCAUGUUGGAAAAGGCUACAAAGGAAUUGAAUGAACAUAAGGUAGUUUGCCGUGAAUGGAGUAAAUUCUUGGAAGAACUGGAAAGGAAGAACAUAAUACUUGCACCAUUUUGUGGUAGUAUUCCAUGUGAAGAUAAAAUCAAAGCUGAUAGUGCCAGGGAUGAUGACACUGAAACUAAUGCUCCAUCAAUGGGCGCUAAAUCAUUGUGCAUACCUUUUGAACAACCUGCCAAAAUUACCCCUGAUGACAAAUGCAUCAACCCCAAAUGUAGCAACAAGCCAAAUGCUUAUACAUUAUUUGGAAGAAGUUAUUAAUUCAAAAUAUUCUAUCAUCAUCUAUUUAUUACAUUUGAUAUUAUAAUCAUUUACAUUAAAU
This is a messenger RNA of Ctenocephalides felis (cat flea), 4071 nucleotides long. Its product is annotated as bifunctional glutamate/proline--tRNA ligase-like. The record is from RefSeq and is a predicted model, not a curated record. Gene Ontology annotation, cellular component: cytoplasm; aminoacyl-tRNA synthetase multienzyme complex. Gene Ontology annotation, biological process: translation; glutamyl-tRNA aminoacylation; prolyl-tRNA aminoacylation. The transcript has a single exon. Gene Ontology annotation, molecular function: ATP binding; glutamate-tRNA ligase activity; proline-tRNA ligase activity. NCBI's taxonomy places the organism in Eukaryota, Metazoa, Arthropoda, Insecta, Siphonaptera, Pulicidae. Bases 78 to 4010 code for a protein of 1310 amino acids.